AGAGCAGCGUGAGGGAGCUGUUUGGGACGGAGUUGAGUCACUGGACUCUGUGGCGCAACUGCUCACACUCAGCAUUAACCACCACAGAACUGAGCCUUUUUACCUCAGCUCACAGGAAGAAACCCCACCAAGGACAACUGAGCUUUGAAAUGAGGGCUGCUCUCAGAGAGCACACCUGGGAGAGCUGGGAGUGGGACACUGAGGGAAAGUCACCUGAUGCCUGUUUGUCUUCAUGCCACCAGUCUGUUUACUUCCACAUCAGCCCUCUGCUGGAGAGCCAGGGCACUGCAGGCGUCCGAGGAACUAGAGGCUUCACUCAUGGUGAGCACUACUGGGAGAUUGAGUUUCUGGAGCCUCUGUAUGGCAGUUCUGUGAUGGUGGGAGUGGGCACUCUGAAUGCACGUCUGCAUGCAGAGGGUCAGUUCAUCAAUCUAAUAGGUAUGGACACUGAAAGUUGGGGUCUGUCAUAUAAAGGCUUUCUCUGGCACAACGGCAGAAGUAGAAAGUAUACAGAACCUUUCUAUGACAGAAACACAGUCAUCGGGGUUUUACUGGACAGAACCGCAGGAACACUGACAUUCUACAAAAAUGGAAAAAACCUGGGACUGGCCUUCUCUGACCUAGAUCGGGUUGCCAGUGCCCUAUACCCCAUGGUGAGUUCUACAGCCCCUGAGACUGAGCUGCAGCUGGGCUUGAGAACAUCCCGCCUCUCCUCCCUGCAGGAACAUUGUAUACACACCAUCACACACUGCCUUGGAAAACUCGGACACACACACUCGCUACCCCUGCCUCGUGCAUUGUGCUGCCAAAUACACACAUAGAGGGUACAAAGAUAACACAUAUAUACUUUAAACCACCUUCAUUUUUGACUGGUGUGGUAUUUAAUAGUCAGAGGCUUUGUUCAAACAGCAGCACUGGCCGACUCCGGGGAGGUGCAGAGGUGUAGAUCUGGCCAAGGAAUAGUAUCAGUGUUUUUAAGGCAACCUGAUGAGAUGGUAGCAACAGCAUGUGGAUAAACAUUGUCCAUUGUUUUGCUAAUGAGGUUUUGGCCCACGAGUGGAUAAGUUUUAUAAUGAUUUUAUAAGAUAUAAGUUCUAAAGGACACAUAUGUCACCAUGGGUUCUUUUGGGAUAAGCAAGAAAGAUCCAAACUCAGGGUUGCCAGAUAUAGACAACAGCACGUACAGUGUUCUGCCACGGGCAAGCUGGCUUUUUUCUGCUGAACAAGUAAUCACUCAGCUUCAGUACGUUUGCUUACCACCAUAACUAGCGUAGUAGACUGGGGCAUUUUGGACACUGCAAACCAUAUACAUUAAAAAUUAUUAGCUACAGAGUAAGACUCGUCGCUUGCCACUGUGUGUCUACCUGGCAACCCGCGUGAGCCUUUCCUCUGAGGAGGAGAGGGCAGGGCAGAACUCGCUCGCAUUUAUAACUGAUUCAACCAACCACAGCACACUAUCAUUCACCAUUUAUUACUCACAUACCAUUUAUAACCACAUUUACAAAAGUACAGAUCUUUAAAGCAAAAGAGAUCUAUUUCAACAAUUCAAAACAAAACAGAAAACAAAUAACUCAAAGAACUUCCACAUGGGGACAAAGCAAUUUUCCACCUGCAAAUCAGAAAUACAGAUAUCCACAGCACAGGUAAACUGGUUGGCACUGGGACAAGUUUUACAACAGAAUGGCACAACGAUGUGGACAGGGAAGAUCUAAACAGCUAAAAACCAUUUUAACCUAAUCUAAAUUAAUGGCCACUUGACCUUAGUAAGGCACACAAAACACGUUUGAGAUUGGGGAGGGGGUAGGUUCACUAAACAAUUUAAGCCACUGGUCCGCAUGUCAACACAUGACUGCAUUGACAUGAACUUGAGGUUGACGUACAUACACAGUAAACAGUUUUAAUACGGAGGAAUACAAUACUUUACUUGGGUAGAGCUAAAUCCUCCUUAUCCCUGCUGUAAGCACUGGAGUCCUAGACGUUAAACCUCAAUUGGGGAAAAAAUCCCACUGUGCAAAGAAUCAGUUAUAAUUAUUUGAAAUUCCUCCUUUAAAGCAAAAUAGGAGUGUCUGUCAAAGCCCCAUGAAUCUAACUGUAGAAGUAGUGAUGUACUUUCCUCUGCAACUUCUAACAGCUUUAGAUCUGCUAUGAUGUUUGUUCAUAGUGUGAUUAAAACACAUAGAUAAAACAGAGGGCAAUGAAUAUAGAGCUUAAAAUCUGACACAUAUUAGAACUAGCAUUUUGUAGAUUUAAAUUAAAUUGACUUGAUCAAGUAAAACAUAUUCAUAAAUUUUUUUUACAUUGUUUUUUUGUGUCAAAUCUCUUUUAUUUAAAACUCAAUAUUUAACCCAGAUAUAACAGAUAAGUUUAAAUUAUAAGAUACAUUUAUGGUUGUAAAUUUCUUAAACAACAGCAAAUUUUCCAAUCAAGUAAAAAAUCAGAAAUCAUCCCAAAUUUAUGAAUUACAUUAUUAAACACUUAAAAUUGAUCAAAAUUCAAUUUAAUGAAAAUAUACACAUGCAAGCUCAAAUAUUUAAAACCCUCAGAUUUUAAGCUUCAUAGCUUCAUAAAUGGAGGGGUCUUUAUUCUGUAUUAUAUACUGAAUCCUUACUGACUCGGUAAGUCCCAGGCACUCCAGCUAAAAUACUGUUCGUUGAAUUACAACAAACAGAUUCAUAUCAUUUGAAAGAGGAAGAAGAUUUUUAAAAUCUUGCUCAGAAACCUGUUUUAAGGAGGAAAAAUAUUCUGAUACAGUUUAUUCUUUGGGUAAAAUACAGCAUCACCAAAAUGUACAUAUACCUAAAUCCAUAGACACCUUUUUACUUGUCUAGAGAAAAAUAGAGUGAGCGUAUUGGGGAGGAUUACGGCAGCUCACAGAUAAUUGUUUUUUUUCUGAGACCUGUUGCAAAGCUUUCAUAAUCAACGUUUAAAAAAAAAAAAAAAACAUUUUUCUCCCCUAUUUCAUUAACAGCUAUAGGUAGGGCUGGGCGAUAUGGGUAAAAGAUUAGAUUACGAAAUUUAAAGACAUUUUCACCAUACACAAUAUUUCAAAAAGCAGACAAAGUGCACAAAUAUCAGCAGAUUCAUUAAAUUCUACUCAAAUAAUAUCCCAUAGUACAGUUCAGUGUUUUUAUCUAGAAUCUGCUGCAUUUAUUAAACAGGACUAAUUAUACUUUCUGUAAUGAAAUGUGCAGUUGGUCAGUGCAGGUCUUUAAGCACUAACAAUAAAAGUAUAUUGUGUAUCACACAAUUACAUACAUAAAGUUUUAUUUUCACAAUAUAUUAAAUAUUGUCAUAUUGCCCACCUCUAGCUAUAGGCAUUAAGCAUUUACAGCCACAUCAACAACAAAAAAAGUACAACAGCAUGUCUGUCUGCAGUACUGACACUUGUGCUCUGAAUUCAAUGAAAUUUGCACUCUUUAGAAGCCCCACCAACGUGGUAUCCCGUUGAUAUCCUGUGCUGAAUUAAUGGAGAAUUAAUGCAAAAUGCAAACUAAGAGAGGGAAACAAAGUAAUUGAGAAUGGUUUGAUGUGAAUGGCUGGAUUGUAUGUAAAGAAACAUUACACAAAUUUUGUUACAUUGGUUGCAAUAGGAAAAACAUACAUAUUGUAAUGAAUACUACAUAAAUAUAGCCGGUUUAUUUACUAUGCAACACAACCAGUAUAUAUAUGCUGGUAAUUGUCUAACUGUGGUAAAUCUUGUUGUGGGAGAGAUUUGAAGUUCAACCUCCAAGAAUGUAUAAUGUAAAAAAAAUCUGAAUAAUGUUGUAGGUCACUUUUUUUUAAAUCUAUUGUAAAAUGAGGUCUUUAAAGGUAAUGUAUUUUAUAUAAUUGGGGAAAAAUUGAAGGACACUUAAAAUUAUCUAUAGAUAUAAUAAUAAAGUAUGUGACUAUCCUAGUAUUUUGCCUCUGGUCUCAUAUUUUGGUUUAUGACCAAAUUUCACGUGAUGGAUUUGUAUUUAUUUAAUUAAUUUAUUGUUGGUAUGUAUGUAUGUAUACCGUCUGCAUGUCAAACCAAUAAAUAAAACAAAAAUAAGCUCUCUGAGUGUUCCAAGUGGACUAAAGCACUGCCACUAUGAGCCAAGGAUCGCAGAUUCAAAUCCCGAUCAUGCAGCUUGCUAUCAGCAGCCUGAGUCUGAGAGAACAUAUUUGGCCUUGCUCUCUCCCCACAUCACUCCCAAGGUGACGUCAGCCAGCACAGGCGUCUGUUAGCUUAUUUAUCAGAGCUGGGUUGCUGUGCUUUUCUUCCAAGUGCAGUAGGGCUACAUCAGCAGCAGUUUGAAAAGAGGAGGUUACUGACUUCACAUGUAUCAGAGGAGGCCUUCUACUAAUAAUAGUCCUAAUGAGUAGGUUGGGUAAUCAGCAUAGCAGAAUUUGGGAAGAAAAUGGGAUAAAGAAAAAUCUGUAAUUUUGAGAUAAGAAUAAAACAUUGUAUAGUGAUUUGUAUGUAAUUUGG
This is a messenger RNA of Astyanax mexicanus (Mexican tetra), 4453 nucleotides long. Its product is annotated as SPRY domain-containing SOCS box protein 3. The record is from RefSeq and is a predicted model, not a curated record. Lineage: Eukaryota; Metazoa; Chordata; Actinopteri; Characiformes; Acestrorhamphidae. Gene Ontology annotation, molecular function: protein binding. Bases 150 to 821 code for a protein of 223 amino acids. The transcript has 5 exons. Gene Ontology annotation, biological process: proteasome-mediated ubiquitin-dependent protein catabolic process. Gene Ontology annotation, cellular component: SCF ubiquitin ligase complex.